AUGAGGCUACAUUUAUGUGUCGCGAUUAUUAUAACAUGUGCCUUGCUAACUAUCAAUACGAAUGCUUAUAAAAAUGACUUGGUUGAACCUAUUGAUAAACCAUUCGUAGAAAAGUAUAAAUCCAAAGAAUUAGAUUUCUUAACCUUUGGUGAUUGGGGCUAUGCGAAGGUUAAAGUGAAUCAGGAGGUUGGAAAUCAAACUAAAGUUGCUAAUGUUAUGAUGAAAUGGGGCGAAUCUUACCAUGGUAAGUACGGAAAUAUCACGGCUCAGAUUGAUUAUAGCUUGAAUAUUGAUUCUCGUUUCUUCUUUCCAUCAGCCUUCUUUGUUCGUGAAUCAUACUUUGGGAGAUCAUUUGAAACAAAAGUCGCAUGGAUCCAUAUCGAUACGAAUUUUUUCUAUUAUAAUUCAACGGAUCUUGAUGAUCCAGAAAGAUUGAAUAUGAAGCAUAAUUUUGAAAAGUUUGGAUGGAAUGGGCAUCAUCCUCUAAUUGGUAAAUGCGUAGAGCAUUUUCAGAUGAAAAGACUGAGAUUGCUCUUUGAAAAAUAUCGCGUAGCUGCUUAUUUCGCAGGUCAUAAUCAUGUUUUAGAAUUAGAAACCACGAAGUCCAAUCAACCUGUUACAUAUUUCACCUCAGGAGCUGGUAGUAGAACGGAUGUAGGAUGUGAAGGAAAGGAUUGGGGCAUGCCGGAAGGUACAUUAGGAUUCUUACAUUCCAUUUUAAAAGAUGAUGAAAUGCUUUAUGAAUUUAUUGAUACUACAACUUCUGACUUUAAAGUAGUUAAUAAAGGAAAGGUUUUACCUAGAGCAAUGUAA
Molecule: messenger RNA, 813 nt
Organism: Funneliformis geosporum
Lineage: Eukaryota; Fungi; Glomeromycota; Glomeromycetes; Glomerales; Glomeraceae
Source: the annotation of a GenBank genome assembly